UCCUGCCAGUGGAAGCUGAUGUUGGGAAAUAGAACCACAAUGUACUUUUCGAAGGAAUACUCAUCCUGACUUAAGGUGUGGUUUAGGCUGACUAUUGCGCCAAAGAAUUGUCGGUUCCCUGAAAGUGAAAGUGACUCAGAGUACUUAUCGGGAGAUCAGGAUGGAGAUGCACACAGUUACCCCGAGAUGAGCGCGCCUUUCACGCUUCGUGGAAAGCCAUGUGAGCCAAUGCUCCAAAGCCUGUGGGACUCUGUGAGGAGUGAACACGAGGGGGUUCUACUCUCCCCUUACCUGCCCGCGUUCUGCGCUCUUCUAACCCACGUCACGUUUUGCGUACCUUUCCUGGUGCUGGACCUCUUCGGAGGCGGCGAGCGGCUCCGCGCGUGGAGGAUCUCCUCGGAGGCGCCACCGCCGCCUCUGCGCACGUGGCUGGCGUGUCUGUGGAAGAUCGCGGUCCAAUACCUGACCGUCGUGCUCCCCGUCACCGCGCUCCUCCAGAAACCGACGGGUCCCGCUCAGCUCCCCGAGUCGUCUCCAACCAACUGGCAGAUUUUCGUGGACGUCUUUGCCUGUUUGCUGCUUUUUGACACGCUCUUUUUCUUUUUGCACCUCUGCCUUCACAGGGUCCCUUGGCUCUACCGCAACAUCCACCAACAGCACCACCAGCACCAGGUGCCCUUCGCCCUGCAGGCCCAAGAUGCCAGCACCCCCGAGCUGCUCUCCCUGCUGCUGCUAGCACGUUUCAGUGCCUGGUUCGUGAACUGUCACCCCCUGAGUGAGGUCCUCUUCCACAUUCUCAACACCUGGCUGGCGGUGGAGGACCACUCUGGCUACAACCUGCCCUGGGCUCUACACAGACUGCUGCCUUUUUUAGGAGGAGCCCCCCACCACCACACUCACCAUAGUCGGCACAAUGUCAACUUUGCACCCUAUUUCACCCACUGGGACCAGCUCUUCGGCACAUACAGCGGAGAGUGAGGGUGUAUUCAUGUUUCAUCUGUGGGGCUGACAUUUCAGUUUUAGGGCACGUGAUUUUUUCAAAAUGUCCAUCUAUCCAUCCAUCAUAUUUCUACUCCUCAUCCCGUACAGGGUCGUAGGUGUGAGAUUGUAAACCCUGGACUGGUCGCCAGUCAGGCCAAAUAGAGCAAGCAAUCAUCCACACCUCUGGAUAAUUUAUUUUGUUCAAUUCACCUAAUUUGUAUGUUUGUGUAAUGUGGAAGGAAACUAGAACCCUAACUUUGGAUUGUGACCUGCACCCUCAUGAGCCCCAAUGCUGCUCAUUUUUUAUUUAUUGUAUAAUAAAUAAAAGAACUGUUUUUUUUCAUAGCAACAAAAUGUAUAUAUUCGAUGUGUAUAUGUGGCCAUUUAAAAUGAUAAUUGCAUCUAAAAGAGCAAUAAACAGUAUGAGAUUUCUUUGAA
Molecule: messenger RNA, 1419 nt
Organism: Phyllopteryx taeniolatus (common seadragon)
Lineage: Eukaryota; Metazoa; Chordata; Actinopteri; Syngnathiformes; Syngnathidae
Gene: ch25hl3
Product: cholesterol 25-hydroxylase like 3
Exons: 2
Coding region: 187-978 (263 amino acids)
Biological process (GO): sterol biosynthetic process; cholesterol metabolic process
Molecular function (GO): steroid hydroxylase activity; iron ion binding; C-4 methylsterol oxidase activity
Source: RefSeq, a predicted model, not a curated record